UGACAGUUUGUCAACUCAAUGUUGUUGUGUCAAAAUUUUGUUGAUAAUCCUUUUUUAUAAAUAGAAUAAUUUUUGUGAUAACGUGCUGAUCUUUUGAACGAGUGUUAACACCCCUGACAUGAUGCCAACUCAACUGGUACAAGACAACCACGCGAACGACGUGCGUGUAAAAACUGUUUACAGUGGAGAUGUGAUGAUAACAUACAUCAAACAUAAUAUAACACUUGAGGAGUUCACCCAAGAGAUGAUAGCAAUAUGUAGAUUCCUACCUGAUCAGGUGUUUACGAUGAAGUGGGUCGACGAAGAAGGUGACCCAUGCACUAUAUCAACGCAGCUCGAGUUGGAUGAAGCGUUACGGCUGUAUGAACUUAAUCGUGACUCUGAGCUGACUGUUCAUGGAAAAGAAGCGUGUAAUCUUGUCACCACAUGUUAACAUGUCUUCUAAUAAAAUACAACCAAGACAGAGAUGUUCGCAAAUA
Papilio xuthus (Asian swallowtail) is the source of this 479-nucleotide messenger RNA. RefSeq names its product protein kinase C iota type-like. The coding region runs from base 119 to 433 and encodes 104 amino acids. Lineage: Eukaryota; Metazoa; Arthropoda; Insecta; Lepidoptera; Papilionidae. The transcript is spliced from 4 exons. Gene Ontology annotation, molecular function: protein binding. The record is from RefSeq and is a predicted model, not a curated record.